Molecule: messenger RNA, 2889 nt
Organism: Aspergillus nidulans FGSC A4
Lineage: Eukaryota; Fungi; Ascomycota; Eurotiomycetes; Eurotiales; Aspergillaceae
Product: protein mcnC
Exons: 2
Coding region: 277-2889 (870 amino acids)
Cellular component (GO): chromosome, telomeric region; cytoplasm; nucleus
Molecular function (GO): ubiquitin binding
Source: RefSeq, a predicted model, not a curated record
CACCCUUUCUGUCCUAGCAUCUUCCUCCUCGUGUUCAAUUCCUCCUUUUGCUCGAUUUCGGUCCCUCGCGGCUCUUCUUCCGUGCUUUGGUGCUGCCUCACGCGAGAGGCUGCAUCUGUGAUCGUUAACGGAGGACAACACUACCAACGAACCUCUUUUUACCCGCUUUUUUCCUCCCACUCGCCGCAUCCUGUUUUCUACCUUUCAUCUCUUUUAGACUCCUUCGAGCUCCAUCACAUUUCUCCUCCCCUGGAGAAUCAGAGAUUUUAUCGCAACAUGUCUGAAGUUCAAUCGAGGUCUUCUGCCUCUCGUGGCAGGGUAUCCGCCCGUGGUGGCCGUGGCGGCUACAGCUCCAGAGGUGGUCGAGGUGGCAGCAGAUCCACAAAGCCCGACGUCACAGAGCCUACAUACGAAGAUGAAGGAGAACUCGGUCAAAUGAAGAAGAAAUACUCGGAUACUCUGCCGAUGUUGAAGGAGCUCUUCCCUGACUGGACAGACGAGGAUUUGGUCUUCGCUUUGGAGGAUGCUGAUGGUGACCUCGAGCAGGCAAUUGAUCGCAUCAGUGAAGGCAACGUCUCUCAGUGGGGGGAAGUAAAGAAGAAGACAACCGACCGAAGUCGUCCCAAGCCCAAGGAGGCACAGAGCACCCCUACGGAGUCAGCCACAACUGCCGUGCGGCCAGGACGUGGACGCGGUGGAUUUGAAGGCCGCGGUCGCGCUCGUGGAGAUCGUGGCCGUGGUGGCCGUGGCGGUCGGGCUGGAACUCAUGCCAACGGAACACGCACGGAGAAGUCAUCCCUCCCCGCUGAAAUCACUCCUAUUGCAGACUCAGCGACAACUACAACCGCUACCUCGUCCGCCGAGACGGCUGCUCCGGAAACAGUGUCUACCACGAAGGAUACCCCUGCCAUGCCGGAGGGUACCAAGAAGGGUUGGGCAUCGUUGUUCGCGAAACCGGCGGUGCCUCCUCCUCAGAAAAAGCCAGCCGCUCCCGCUCCCGCUCCCGCUACUGCUCCCCCUCCUGCUGCUCCUGCGACUGAAGAACCCGCUCCCGAACCCCAACCCGAAGAAAAGCCUGCCGAACCUGACGCUGCCCCUGCCCCUGCCCCUGCCCCUGCACCCGUUCCUGUUGCUGUACCUCUACCCGCCGACAGGGCGCCCCAGCCAGCAGUUCCUCAACCGAGAGAAGAGCCGCAGAAGGCGACACCCACGUCGGCCGACGUCUCGCCGGCCAAGGAUGAUUUGACGAAGAACAACCUUGCGCAGAUUCCCGAUGUCUCUCCCCCUGUUCCAUCCGCUACGGCUGCCAGCACUGUUGGCAGCACUGUUGAGCCCAGCGCGGCGGCUACUUCAACACCCGCCCGCCCCACAGCUAGUGCCUUGCCUACAAGCGCAUUCAAGCAGAACAUCCGUACCCCUGGAACGCAGCGGCGUGUCAUGGAACAACAGGAGGCUGUCGUUAUGCCUGGAAAUCAUGCCGUCGAUCGUGCUGCCGUGCAGUUUGGCAGCAUGGGGUUGAAUGGCGAGGCUGCGGAUGUUGAUAUUGACGAAAACAGAGAAGACACUGAAACCCGUGCUCAGCCUCCUCAGCACUCCCCUGUUGCUCCGCGCGCUUCAUUGCCUCCGUCCACUCAAGCUCAGGCUCCUCCCGAGGCCGCUGCUGUUUCCCGUCCCGCUCCCGGCUUGCCUCCCGUGCCCCAGGCUACCGCUGCCGAGAACACUUUCUCAGACUUCGCUCGCUACGACUCUCAAAAACCUUAUGACCCGUUCACUCAACCACUUACUCAACCGCAGCCUCAAGUCCAGGAACCGUUCGCAAACCAGGCCCCCGUUCAGCCGACUGUCACCACCGGUAGCGAAUAUUCGCCGUUUUAUGCUGGCGACCAACGCCUUCCAUACAACUACUACAACGCCUACGGUCAAUCUCAGGAUGCGUCCCUUGCGCAGCGCGCUGCUGGGUUUGGUGUCUCUGGCGCUGAAGCCCAGCCUCAGAUUCCCACCACCCAACCUCCCACCCGCUAUGGUCACGUUGAAGCCCCGAACAGCGGCCACACCACCCCCAACCCGACUCUUCCCGGCGUCACUCAGACUCCAGCCGCGCACCACAUGCCUACCCAGGGUGCUCAUGCUUACGGUUAUGGAUAUCCAUACUACUCUAACCCGCACUAUGCUUCGUACAUGAGUCAACAGUACGGUCGAAACCGCCCAAUCUACGAUGACGCUCGCAGAUACGAAGAUCAGUAUAUGCCUCACAGUUCCCAGUACGGCUACGGAAGUCAGUACGGUCCGUAUGGCAAGGGUGGCAUGUACGGUCAGCCGCACGGUUUCUCGUACGACCACUCGGCAUCCCCUGCGACUGCUGGCAGCUUUAACCAGGGUAUCCCCGGCCGCGAUUCGGUCUAUGGCCGUACUGGAUCGGCACAGCCUUCUGAGAGCCAGCAGUCGGCUGCAGGUGCCAGCGCCUUUGGGACAGGCAUGACUGAUGUCUUUGGGCGCAGUCAGGCCGGGUUCGGACAAAACCAGCCCAUCGCCCAGCAGACUCCCGUUUCAUCGGAAGAAACCAAGGCUUUUGACGCUUCCAAGACCGGUGGACCAAGUCCUUCGCUGUCCCAGGCCAACCGCCCUGGUUCCGCGACCAACACUCCAGGCCAAUCCCAGAGCCAGACCGGUCUUCCCCCGCUGCAGGGUCAGCAAACACAGCAGGGCUUUGGUGGUUACCCUCACCUGAACCCUCAGUACGGUGGUCUUGGCGGCCUCGGCGGGCACCAGACAGCUGCCAACCAGACCCAUCACCAGGCGACCGGGUAUGGCAACUACGGUGGUGCCGGCUUCGGUAACUACUACGGGAACACUGGACGAGGUGGCUGGGGUGGUAACUAUGGUCACUAA